CUUAUCUUUGAUGUACAGUAUGUGAUAAUCAUGUCAGCUUUAUUUAGGUGGAAUAGCUCAUCAGUGAGAAACAAUAGGACAUGAUCAUGAGUUCAUCAGUGCUAAUAGGUUCACAGGCCACAGUUUUGUCUCACAAGUAUCUUAAGGUAAUUAGUUUUGAGCCCCACCCUCUCUUAGGACAGGUAUAUGUGUACACCCGCGGGCUGACAGACAGCAGACUGCUGGAGAUUACUUUAAUCGAGCUUUGGAAACUGUACACUGACUCUAAUUGGCACAAGACAGUGGAAAGCUGCUGACUUGAAGCGACCAUGGGAAACGAGCAUUCAACUCAGAAAAAACCUCAGAAGGCAAAUGCUGAGAAAAAAGCCCCAAAUGGAGAGUUAAAUGGACAUGCAGUACCAGCUCCAGAUAAAACUGAACCUGAGACAAGCAAAAAAGAAGCAGUGGAGCAAAAGAGUGAAACCCUGCCAGUGCCUGUCACAAAUAAACCAAAACAACCAGAAAAAGAGGAGGUAGACAGCAGUAAAGCCAACGGAACCGCGCAUGUGGAAACGACCCCUGAGCAAAAACCGACAGUCACAACAGAUGCAGAGCCACCCAAAAAAGCCCCAAAGCCCAGUGGAGAUGAGGUGUCCAACUUCCUUGGUAAAAUGUUCAAAAAGAAGAGCGAACCUGUGAAACCUGCAGCAGAAAACAACGAUUCAGUUGAUGCACCCCCCAAAGCGCUGGAUCUGAAAAUUGACAUGCAGAUUGAUAAAGUCUUCAUUAAUGCAGACCAAAAGGAGAUUCUUGAGCAAGUCGCAGAGAAGAUCAAACUGCAAUUGGUUGACGCCAUUCCCGCGCAACCCAUAAGUUCACGUUCUCUGACAAAGAACUCCUCGAAAACAGAUGAGAUCCUCCCAGAUUUGCAUGCUACACAAGAACCAGUAGCUGUUGUAGAAGAGCCAGUUAAAAGAAAAGCCAGUGAGAAACAUAUAAGAUAUCUGAAGUCUGAAGGUGAAGAACGUAAGACUGAGGAUGACAAGACCUCGAAAGAAGACAAAGAACAUAUACAACUUGUUGAAAGCAUAAUAUCGGAUGAAAAGAAACAAGCAUGUGAGAACGAACCAAAUGGAACCAAACAAAUGAAUGAAGAGCUUGCACCUAUUUCCAAAAACCUGACGAAAGUAGCUGAUGCAGGUGUGGAUACCUUUGAGGUCUUGUCUCAUGUUGAGGACCCAGUCGUUGGAGCUGAAGAGCCAUUGCUGGUUGCUGAAGAAAUUGCAGAUAUUGUUGAGGAAAUCUUGCAGGUCACUCAGGAACAAGAAAGCCUUGAUGCAGAAGAACUUCAAAGGAACAGGUUCAAGGAGACAUUGCUCGUUGCAGAGAAACCAUUAAGAACCUCGGUGAAACCAGCGCUGAUUGCCAAAGAUAAAGCCGCUAAUGGAUCGGUGGCUGUAGAUGAGGAAAGCUGGGAGAUUAUUGAGGAACCAGUGAACAUCUCCAGGCGUUUAGAAGAACCUGCGCUCACUAGAAGUAAAUUUAAUUUAGCAGAUUCUUCUCAAUUGCUUUCCCAGCUGAGGUCCGUGUGCACUAAGGUUUUAGAAGAUGCUUUAUACAAGGCGUUCAGUGUUGAUGUGUGUGCUGAAGAAAGCACUGUUCACAUCACGAUUGAGCUUUGCCCGGAUGAGCUCACAUGUCUGAAUAAGGUCAAUUCAAAUACUGACGAUCGCGACGAGAAAGCCACAGCAUGGACGCACUCACCGCAAGCGAUUCAAUCACGAUGCAAAUCUACUAGUAACUCCUUUCCUCAAGAUGCUUGUCAUCAAUUAACAAAAAAUUAACAUCAACGAUCAGAUUUGUUCCUGAAGAUGACAUCGAAACGUACUACAAUCAAAACCCAUACGUGUUUUGUCUCUAUUUACUGUACAAUACCAGUCAAAAGUUUGAAAUAAUUAAGAUGUAUUUAUGUUUUUGAAAGAAAUCUCUAAUUUUUAACCAAAAAUACAGUGAAAA
Molecule: messenger RNA, 1995 nt
Organism: Cyprinus carpio (common carp)
Lineage: Eukaryota; Metazoa; Chordata; Actinopteri; Cypriniformes; Cyprinidae
Product: translation initiation factor IF-2-like
Exons: 5
Coding region: 309-1823 (504 amino acids)
Biological process (GO): myelination
Source: RefSeq, a predicted model, not a curated record